Pistacia vera is the source of this 624-nucleotide messenger RNA. RefSeq lists its product as uncharacterized. Bases 1 to 624 code for a protein of 207 amino acids. The transcript is spliced from 2 exons. The record is from RefSeq and is a predicted model, not a curated record. Lineage: Eukaryota; Viridiplantae; Streptophyta; Magnoliopsida; Sapindales; Anacardiaceae.
AUGGCCUUCGAAGGUAAUUCCUUAAGCACCGCAACAUUGGAUGACAUCGACGAUACAAUUGUAAUUAGAGUAGUUGAUCGUCGUAACAUUUAUGGAAGCACAACCACUACCCGUAUAGAACAAAGUGUCAAUAGCCCCAAAAAUAUAGUGGACAAUGAUAAUCUACUUCAUAGGAAGAAGAGAGCCAAGACAUCAACGAUGUGGACAAAAUUUAGGGAGGUGGUUGUCCUUGGUGGUGCAAAGAAGACGGAGUGCAUCCAUUGUAAAACCAAGCUAAAAACUACUACCACUAGAAGCACUACCCAAUUUAAUAGACAUUUGAAGAGUACUCAAGGUAUAUCUAUCAUCCUGCCUGCUCUACAAGGUCAGUUCGAUAUGCUUAAGAUGAGGAAACUUAUUGCCCAUUGGGUGUUGAUGCAUGAGCUUCUGUUCACUAUUGUGGAGGAAGACAAAUUGAAUAAUAUGAUGAAGUAUGAGAUUCUUGAAUGGAUUCCGAUUUCGCGUAACACUUGCAAGAAUGACUAUGUGAAAGUGUACGAAAAUGAGAAGCAGAAGUUGAAGAUGGUACUGAAGAGUGUCAGAAAGAUCAGUCUCACCACAGAUCUAUGGAAUUCAGGCAAUUAG